AUGGCGAGCUGGGUCGCUCUGAACGUUGAGCCCGACGAUGCCGUCGAAGAGGAGGUCGACGAUACCAAGGAACUGCAGAUCGAAGAGGCUCUGAAGCUAUAUCAGAAUGCUUUGAAACUUCAUGCACAAGGCCCUGACUUCUACCCACAAGCUGCGGAAGCCUAUGAAGCUCUUCUCGGCUCGGAGAUCUUUAAAUACCCUGAAUCCAUUUCGGACUUCAAGCAGGCAGCGCAGCUAGAUGCGCAAAGCGUUGGACCUGUCGACGAAACCCCUAGCGACUCGGUCGCCUUCAAUGUCAACGACUCCACAUCGAGUCUUUUCCAGACGCUCUAUCUCUCCUAUAAGAAUUACGGCAAAUACCUGCUCGACUCCCUCGAAGACACUUUACGGCAUGCGGGCCAGGAAAAUGCACAGGACGCACCACAAAAGAUAAAAAGGGCCACCAAGGAAGCUAUAGGAUCAUUUGCGGAUGCCCUUGAGCGGGAUGAUACCGAUCUCAAUCUUUGGAGACAAAGCGCACGGCUCAGCAGUGCCCUGGAAAGCUACCGCCUUAACCGAUUCUGCUUGGAGAGUGUCCUGGCAGAUGACGACAAUCGUCUAGAGACACGGUCAGAACAACUCGGUAUCGAGGAGAUCUUUUCUGAGGAACGCCUACGAAGCACCCUCACGUCUCUUUUCGAUGGACUAUCUGCAUCCCUAAUUCCCGUGAAGAAACCGAAGAAAGCCCUCGUGAAAUAUCUCAAGCAACAUGAAGACUUAUAUCCCUACCUACCCAAUCUUCCAGCUGAUCUGGAGUCGCUUGAUCCGUCUAAAGGCCCCCUUGCGAUAUCCGCUUCACGACGGGAGAUAACUCCGUCCAUUUCGACAUGGGAGGCAGUUGGGAAAGCUAUCCGUCAAGCACUUGAUGAUGAGGAUGAAAAAUCCUCGGCUGCCGCUCUAAGUCAGUCCAUUCGGAUAAACUUACCGCGGAGUGGAUUGGAAGCGGCCGAAUCUAUAGAAAUGGAUGACGCAGAAAAAGGACCUGAACUUGAUAGCGGCGAAACGGAAGUCAAGGAUGAAGAUGUGGACAUGGUGCAAGUACAUGAGCCGGCCACGGAGCCCGACAAGCCCGCCAAGGACAUUACUGAACAACCUCUGGAGGCACCCGGAGAACAAUCCUCCAUUGACCAGAGUGCUGAAAAGCAGCUCAGGGAGUCAUUAGAGGGGCUUUCCGCUGUGCAGCCUCCCGAAAGUCAAGCUGCUGAAGACGAUGGCGAUGCUGACGAGAACGAACCCAAAUCUCCAUCUGGAACUCGUAAACGAUCAUCAACAUCAGCUGCAAAUGACGAGCAUCUAGAGGGAGGUAGAAUGAAAAGUCGCCGAACGCGAGCGCGUGAGUCAAACGCGGAUGCAUUGGUCGUCCCGGAAGAGAUUGCUUUCGAUCAAGAAAAAUACUACGAAAGUCGCUUGGAGAUAUUCGUCAAUGCAGAUGACUGGAUGUUCAACACGGUCAGCCCUCUAUAUUCCAAAGUUGGCAUCGAAGCACUAGGAAGCAUCCAAGAUCUGAGAAAAAAGACAGCAGCUGCGAUCGAUACCGAUGUAACCCCUCAGGAGCCGGAGUCGAGACUACUCAAUGACCUACGAGGCAUCCUCAAGGGUUGGAAUGACGCUAAGUCACGCUUGAUGCAACAAAAAGACGACCUUUCAUCUUUGAAGGAUAUUCGAGGAACCAGCAAGUCUGGCCUGGCAGUCUUCCUAGAGCAUUCAAGGAUUUCGACUCGCAAGCAGCUAUUUCAUGAAGAAUUGCCUUCUGGAGAUCAAUUGAACGCCUUCUCAGAUUCAGUCAAUAACGAGUGGUUGCAUCCGCAUGAGACGUCAUUUGAAUGGCUCAAGCGUUUACUCAUGCCAGAAUUUGGAGACAAUGCCUCGCAGUGGCCGGUCAUGAAGUCGACGUACGAGUGUUUCCUAUGGCCCAGUGGGCUGAAAGAGACUGUCCUGGAUCUCUUGGUUCGAGAGGACGAAUUUCUCUAUUCCCGGCUGGACGAGCUUGUUGCAAAUCUUGAAAGUCGCGUUCUGAAGUCGAAUGAUGAAGCACCUUUUCAUUACAAGAUCAGCUAUUUCUUUGAGCUGGACAUGAUCCAGUCCAUCUACGAGCUUCAUUUGGACAUCUUUGCCUCCGUUGAGAACCUAAGCAGUGAUGUUAGCCAAGAGAAAAGAUUAGCACAAUGUGAUCGCUUGGCCAGAUGGGGAAUGCUCGCCAGGUCUUCUCUGGAUCACUUCAUUGUUCACUGCCCGUCCGAUGAAUGCCGACAAAACCUUGCUCUUCGCCAUCUAUGGACAUCGACAUUCCAUCUCAACCUUGCUGGCGAGUCUCAGCGCGAGCACAUUUUGCUUUGUCUUCAAGAUUUAAAACUCAUUCUGCAAUCGAUCGGUGACCCGAUCAUUAACCUUGUGAAUAAUUCUGCUCUUUUUGAGAUUUCUGCAGCUACUAUCGAUCAAGAAGUGCUGAAGCUCAAGUGCAUGGAUUUCUUUGCCAAGGUUUUCAACUCCGAAUCUGAAGAUCCAGUAUCCUUGAUUGAAGCAAUUGAGCCUAUCCUUGAGCCCUCCUGCAUUGAAUAUGCGGAAGGCUCAUCGGAAAAGAAUGACCUACAUGGCCCAUCCUCACAUCUUGGCGAGAUGGCUUCCUUCCUUGACCGUGGAGACGCUACCCUACGCUUGUUCCUCUGGCGAAGACUACAAGAAGCAUACCAAGCCAUCGACUAUCCUCCUAAGGUCGUGUCCUGCUACCUUCGAAGUAUGGAAACCAUCAUGACAGAACUUGAAGACGCAAAGCACAUUGAGGAAACUGACGGACAGCGACAGCUUUCCUUGCUAGGCUGGCUUAAGUCACUCGAUGGAAUCUUGGCCAAGGCUGUUCCCUCGUUCUUCAACAGGCAGAACAGGCCUAUCAGUCAAAUCUCUGGACGUGAGUUUCGUGGAACUCUGGCCAAGUCGUUAGAGAAUUUCAAGGAAAGAAUGCGAGAACUAUAUGUUCGCUGCUGGAUUCUCCAAUAUACCCUGUUUGUCGAAGCGAUUUCUCAAAACAAAGAUCUCUUUGACGAACCUUUGGAAGAUCGCAUUCAGCUACUUCGCUGUGUGCAUAAUGCGCUUGGCAUUCGUUCCAUGUGCAGAUACUCACAAAAGCGUUUCUUGAAGCUCAUCAAAUCAGAGCUAUUAGAUCUGGAGACGCAGGGAGACUAUGAACUCGACGUCUGCCAAGUUCUCUUCGACCUCCAUGGUAUCAAAUUCUCGCCGUUCGACGGGACUGCGGAUCAUGGUUGCUCCCCUGAGAAACUGGAUCGCCCUACAGCCAUCAUGAUGAUCGAUUUCGUUAUGAGACAGGCACAGAAGAUGAACAUGAAGGACCUAUCAAAGUCCGACUUGAAGACGACUAUUGAGAAAAUGCAGCAAGCGAUUGGCCCCGCAAAGCUUCCAUCACAAUCACCGCAAAUGAGCUUCAAUCGCCGAGUGUUUAAUGCCUACAUCAAGGCUCCGGUUAAUCCCUCAAAUCUUCUUCGCGCCGUUCAGGGAGUAACAGACCUUUCAAUGAUGACCGUGCCUGGCGAAAACGCACACAUUGCGGCGAAGGGCUGGUAUUUCCUACUCGGUCAUGCCGCGCUUACCAAGUUCAAAUCUCAAAAACGGCUUGGUCCAGGAUCAACCUCGGAACUUGAUGAUGCUGUCAAUUUCUUCAGACAAGAUCUAGACCAUGGAACUGGAAGAUGGGAAACCUGGUACAGGCUCGCGCAGGCAUAUGAUGCUAAGUUGGAAGAGGACAUUACCUGGGCUGCGGACAAGAUAAACAACAAUCGUAGUGACCUGGCAACCAUUCAACGAUAUGCAAUUCAUUGUUAUGCAAUGGCGGUAUCCACAGCCAUCAGAACCGCUGAGCCAACGACAGAAACUCGAUCGCUUUUAUCGGAUCUGUACACCGAUUUCGGCAUUCGCAUGUACUCGUCUUCUCGGGAACCGCUUUCGAUGGGUGCAUUUGGCCUUGUCGAUUUCUCGCGGCACUUCAGCAACGCCGAGAGCCAGCAGAUGUACAAAAGCCAGCCAUUCAAAGAGAUGUCUCUGUACUCGGUCUGGAACUUUGCCAGCAAUCUUCUCCGCAGGGCAAUCUCCGAUAAACCUAAUCGCUGGAUAACGCAGUACUUCCUGAGCAAAUGCCUCUGGAAGAUGUUCAAUUCCGACGACUCGAAACGGACGACUUCAAAGCGGGUCGAAAUGCGAGAUGUGAUAGACGCUCUUCUUGAUUCCAUCGCAGCCCUUCCCCAACGGAGAGAUUCCCGUUCUGACCCAAUUUUCGAGCCCCAUUACAAGCUUUUGUCUGUGGUUCAUAAGCUAGUCGUGAGCGGAAAGAUGACACCCGUUGAGGGAGCCAAAGUCCUUCUAGCGACUCCAUGGGCCCGCAAAGUAGAUGCUCCUGAUAGCAUCGAAGGAUGGAAACCCUAUAUCCUUGAGGUCAUCAAGAAGUUCAAGAGCGCUGACAAGUCAAAUUGGCAUCAUCGGAUGAGCGCCAAGGCCGCCCAUGUCAUUUAUGAUGAUCAGAAAGAUGCACCAGCCGCUGUCGCCGCGAAACAAGAGCUGUCUCAGAUUUUCACCAAAACACUCACUAUCCAAGUGUGGCGCCCUGAGUACGAACGUCCCGGGAGGCACUUCGUCUACACGACUCGCUACGUGUACUUCUUCGUCGGUCUCCUCGACGAACUCGACGAUCGUACAAGUCUAGAUCAAUUGCUUCGACGCGUGAGGAAGAAACAAGGCGAUUUCAUCAAUCACACCAAGUUAUGGGAGGAUGUUUGCUUGACUUACGCUAAAAUGAUUCGCAGAGCUGCGCACAUCAAAGAGGGACACGAGGAAGGUGUCUUCAGGCCGAUUGGCUGGGAAGAAUUUUCCACCAAGACUGCUCGACUGGAGAGCCUGGCUCAACUUGUGACAGAGAGUCAACCCCUCCUCGAGCUGAUUCGCGAUUCUCUGGAGCUAAAGAAGCUCAACAACAACUUGAUGAAGGUCACCAUGUUUGAAGAUCUUGUCGCGGAUCUGUCAACGAGGAAAAUAGAGGAAAAGAUGAAGGUCGAUCAUCUCCUCAUGGGAGGCGAUGCCACCACUGAGGCAUCAACGCCAGCAAGCCCUGCCCCAGCUGCGGACACUCCAGCUCCGCGCGGGCGUACCAAGGGUAUUGCUCGCCGAGACAUCCAGAAACGAGCUGAUACAAUUGUCAAUCUGAAGCUGGGACCUCGUACCACAGCCAAAUUUGCCACUGCAACAGAGCCCGACCAGCCCACACCACGAAGACCUAGCGUGACAGCUACAUCAGGGCCCACUUCUGUUCUUCAGGAGUCAGGAACACAAGCAUCAGCCACAGAAAACAACGAUACUGCACGGCCAAGCGAACGCAAUGACGCACAGGACAGUGACGACGAAGGCGACGAUGAGUCCAAGCCGAAGAAUUAUACCGGAGGAAACUUAAUGUUCCCAACAUUGAACAAAGACGUCUCGGGCACUGGCGACACCGAGGAUGACGGUGCUGGUAGUGGUGACGAAGGGGGCGACGAGGCUGAGGGAGAAGAAGGAGACGAAGAGGGGGACGAAGACGACGACGGCAACGAGAAUGGCGAGGGCGAAGGCGCCACGGAGGCAGAGAUUGGUGGUGAAGAACCACAAGAAGACGAAGAUGGCGGUGACGAUGAGAUGCAAGAUGACGAUGGUGAAAAUAAUGAUGACACAGAAGACCGAGCUCCUGCCGAUGAGUCUGCUGCGCCGAAAGAUGAGUAUGUUGAGAAGCCGGACGCCAUGGAUGUCACAUCUGCAUGA
Penicillium maclennaniae is the source of this 5832-nucleotide messenger RNA. RefSeq names its product putative transcriptional corepressor of histone genes (Hir3) (gene hir3). The transcript has 6 exons. The coding region runs from base 1 to 5832 and encodes 1943 amino acids. Gene Ontology annotation, biological process: chromatin organization. The record is from RefSeq and is a predicted model, not a curated record. Lineage: Eukaryota; Fungi; Ascomycota; Eurotiomycetes; Eurotiales; Aspergillaceae. Gene Ontology annotation, cellular component: HIR complex; nucleus. Gene Ontology annotation, molecular function: protein binding; nucleosome binding.